This is a messenger RNA of Pocillopora verrucosa, 1641 nucleotides long. Its product is annotated as histamine H2 receptor. The record is from RefSeq and is a predicted model, not a curated record. Gene Ontology annotation, molecular function: G protein-coupled receptor activity. Gene Ontology annotation, cellular component: plasma membrane. Gene Ontology annotation, biological process: G protein-coupled receptor signaling pathway. NCBI's taxonomy places the organism in Eukaryota, Metazoa, Cnidaria, Anthozoa, Scleractinia, Pocilloporidae.
AUGAAAGGAUUUCAAGGGGUUCCAUGCAACCCUACGCUGGAUGUUGUUUUCUGGGUCAUCAAUAGCGUCAUCGCCGUCCUGAUGUUGGCGGGAAACUCUCUUUCGUGCGCGGUGUUUCUAAAGACCCGACAUCUUCGCCGCAGCUUCAUGAACAUCUAUCUCGUGAGUUUGGCCAUUUCUGACAUAAGCAUGGGAGUAUUUGUUGUGCCGUUCUACUCGGUUUUUUGCUCUGGUUGCAAGUAUUCACUCACUAAAUACUGUUGGGCGAUCAGAUUCCUGAAAGGUUUUGCCUUUGGAGCUAAUAUUUUUAACCUUUUAGCUAUUUCAUUGGACCGCCAUGAAGCCUUCAUCAACCCUCUUCGUUAUACCUCUAAGAUGACAAGAAAGAAGUUGGUUUUCAUCCUCGCCAUGGUCUGGGGAGCACCAGUCCUUUUGGCUGGUACAAGAAACUUCUGGCAGCACAGUAGUUCAAGAGAGAAGGCUCUUUUCAUCGACAAAACAUAUUCAAUUAUUUUGACUUUCAUUUUCGUUAUUAUUCCUUUCUUUUUACUACUUGGAAUUAAUUUUAGAAUUCUGAUUGUCAUUAAAAAGCAGGUUCAACGAAUUCACGUCGCCAACGCAGUUCAAAAUUUCCCUUCAAAUUUAUCUACAAAACGUUCUCGUGCACUGAACAAUAACAGAACAUUAGGACCAACAAAGAGUAUUCCUCCGUGCAGUAAGAAUUUAGAAUUGGUGUUCUGGGUCCUCAAUGGCACAGCAGGUGUGAUUAUACUAAGCGGGAACUUCAUCACUAUCCUUGUGCUUGUUACAAACAGAAGACUUCGACAAAACUACGUGAACAUUUUUUUGGUGAACUUAGCAGUGGCAGAUUUGAUGAUGGCGGUGUUUGUCAUCCCCGGAUACGCGGUCUUCUGCAAUGGCUGCAAUAAAUACGCUUUAUCAAAGCAUUGUUGGAUCCUGGCUGGAAUUAAAGACGUCGCCUUCGGUAGUACGGUGUUUAAUUUGGCUGCGAUAUCGUUCGACAGGUUCCUCGCCGUUCUAUGGCCUUUACAUUAUUACAACUACAUGACAAAAAGAAGCGUCAGUCUUAUUUUAACUGGGGUGUGGGUUUUCAGUAUCUUUCUGGCCAGCUUACGACACGCGUGGCUUCAUACGAAGCCCGAAAAAGAGGCGCAAAAAGUCGAUAAAAUUUACAACAGUACACUAAUGUUCGCUUUCGCUUUGAUGCCCGUUGUUGUCAUUUCAGGGAUGAAUGUGAAAGUGAUUCAAGAAAUAAGAAGGCAAAAUCGAUUACAGCGAGGCAGGAUCCAUGUCCGACAAACAGAAACAGGAGAAACUAGAAAUCGCUUGAAGAGGAUGACAGCUGUCAAAGGAACAAUUUCCUGUGUUCUAAUUGUGUUUACGUUUCUAAUCAGCUGGUUGCCACUGGCUUUCGUGAAUUUUAGUUUUGUGUUUGGGAGGCCUGAUUUAGUCAGUGGAAAAUUAGAGAAGACUGCAUGGUUUUUCAUUUUUGUACAAUCAUCUGCCAAUCCUUUCAUUUAUUCAUUUUUGAGAUCCGAUUUUAGACAAGCCAGCCGCUCCUUGAUUUGUUGUCAACUUGAAUUAACUCAAAGGUCCACCGCAAUACGGCCACUUAAGUAA